This is a messenger RNA of Thelazia callipaeda (thelaziosis nematode), 1284 nucleotides long. The record is from the annotation of a GenBank genome assembly. NCBI's taxonomy places the organism in Eukaryota, Metazoa, Nematoda, Chromadorea, Rhabditida, Thelaziidae.
AUGAUAACAUUUAAGACGUCGGGAUUAAUAUCGCUCAUAUAUGUGAAAACUCAGACUCCAAUUUUCCCAGUUAGUUGCUAUCUCAAUGCUUUGAUCAUAUUGGAUCGCUCAGAUUCUGUAAAGGGUGGAUUUGAUAGAAGCAUAAAUUUUGUCGUAAAUAUUUCUGAUGAACUUAAUAUUGGACCCGAUGCUCAUCGAGUAGCCAUGAUUGUAUAUUCCGGACUCACUUAUCGUCGUCAAGUUUUCGAUUGGAAUUUUGCUAAAAACAAUAGAGAGUUCAAAAAAAUCGUGCUUGGUUUACGAGCCAUUGGUGGUACAACAAAUACAAAGAAAGCAUUAGAAAUAGGACUUGAAUUGAUGCAAUCACGCAACAAAUCAAUUCCAUCACUGAUUAUGGUUGUUACGGAUGGCCGUAGUGCAGAUGAUCCAAAAGUUCCAGCUGAAGCAUUACGACGGAUUCCAAAUACAUGGGUUUUUGCUGCUGCGACUGGAAAUCCUGAAGCCGUUAAUAAAAAUGAAUUACUUGCUAUAACUGGAGAUGUAGAUCGAGUAAUUUUACAAAGCGGUCGUGAAUUAGCAGCUGAUAUUACACGUAAAUUACUGCGUAAAGCACAGGAGCAAUGCUUUACCACAACAACUACAACAACCACAACGACAACUACCACAACACUGACAACAACCACAACAAAUCCUAUUUCAGGUUGUGAACAAGAUGUGGUACUUGUGAUGGAUUUGUCAUCAACAACUAAACCAAUUUAUCGUAACUAUUUAAUGAUGGCAGAGGAACUUGUUAAUAAACUUCUUGUCGGUCAACGAUUUAGUCGAGUAGCACUGAUAACAUUCAGCUCAGUUGGUAAAACAAGAACACAGUUCAACUUAAACAGAUAUUUCGAUGCAAAUCAAAUUAUAAAUGUGAUUAGAAAAUUAGAAUCAUCCGGUGGUACUACAGCUGUUGGUGAGGGGAUCAGACUAGGAUUGAAGCAACAAGAUAAACGCCAUGGUGGCCGACCAAUAAAUAUUGCAAAAAAAGUAAUGUUAAUAUUUACGGAUGGAUGGAAUAAUAAAGGACCGAAUGUGGAGGAAAUGAAGCAGAAUGCUAAGGGAGCCGGAUUUGUUCUUUAUACAAUUGUUUAUGAGGGUGAUGGGAGAAUUGAUGAAAAUAAUCCAGGACUCAAUCUUUAUACCAUUGAAACCGUAGCAGAUAAUCUAAAACAUGUUUAUAGUGAGCAUAAUUUCACACAACUUGUUAAGGAACUUCGCCGACGCAAUUUGCCAUGUAUGUAG